AACGUUGACAUUCAUUUUAUCACAUUUUAUUGUGUAAUUUUAUCUUGAACGUGAGCCUGGUGCUUUUUUCUUGUUGAUUUAAUUUUACGCAAGUCACCCAUGUGUUUCAUAAUUUUAUGCACCGCCAAAUUUACAUAUUUGUUAAACGUAACAAUAUUUCUGAAUAGAAAAUUCUUUAAUGCAUCUCUCUGAUUUCUGCCGGCCCUUUCUAGCGGUAGAUCGAUACUUUUACUCGUAUAUCUCACGCGGGCGUCUAGCAAUCGCUUUGUUCCGAUCGUAUACUACGCAUCACUAUUGUUCGGGAAGUCAAGCUUGAAGGUCAUAUCAUUGGAUAAAGGAAGAUAAAAUGUCUGCCAUUUAUCGAGAAUAGAAUUUUUUCAGAAUCCGCAAGUGAUUGUUCUUUUCAUUUCGCUUGAAAAUCAACGUUCUUAUCCUAUCUUGAAUAUCUUGAUACUGAUGACAAAAGUUGUGACUUGCUGAAAUGAGUCAUCAGUUAGUUGGCACGUAUCAUCGCGAUUUGUUGUGCGAAAUUAGUAUUGCUUCUUCAUAUGGGCCGAAGUGAAUCAAAACGAGACGAAAUCCGGGAAGGAGAUUAUCGUUGCAGAAAAUACCGCGCGUUUAGACGUAAACAAAGCGUUCACUCGAUCACUGACCCCGUCGUGGUUCCGAUACCCCCGAGUAAUCGAUUGGCCCGUGAUUUUAUUACACGAUUGAAACUUCAUUCGCUAAUUCUAAUAAUAGUAAUUCGAUCGAAUUAUUCCAUCUUGGGGAAAACUCCAAAACAAGCAACAUGGCGGACCCGAGCAACGAGCCCGCAUCGUCGAGCGGCGUCGUGGAACAGGUAGCUGCGACAGCGGCGGCCGCCGUCGUCGCAGCCCCGCUACGCGAGGAACACGACAAGCCCGAGGACUUCCACGAACCUGAUAAGAAGCGGCGCAGGACAGUUCGCGCCGAGGACGCCGCGAAAACGGAGCAGAAGCUGGAGCACCGUCUGGGCGGCAUCCUCUGCUGCGCAGUAUGCCUCGAUUUGCCUCGCGCGGCCGUCUAUCAGUGUGCUAAUGGACACUUGAUGUGUGCUGGUUGCUUCACUCAUGUCCUCGCAGAUGCCAGGCUGCGGGACGAGAUGGCAACAUGUCCCAACUGCAGAAUCGAAAUCAGCAAAACCACCGCGUCACGAAAUCUAGCAGUCGAAAAAGCUGUGUCUGAGUUACCUGCUGAAUGUCAAUAUUGCGCGAAGGAGUUCCCACGAAAUUCCUUAGAACACCAUGAAGAGGCUAUGUGUGAGGAAAGGAUAUCUAGUUGCAAAUAUAGUAGAAUCGGUUGUCCGUGGCGAGGCCCGAAUCACGAGAUUCCGGAACAUGAAAGUCACUGCGUUCAUCCUCAUCGUACGGGUGCGGACGUGAUGGAGGCUUUACGUGAGAUCGAUGCCCGUACCUUGGAAGAACGUAGGCUCUAUGACAAUGUCUUUGAUCUUUUGUCCUACGAGAAAAUCACGUUCAACGAUUUACAGAUGAAGCCAUAUCGCACUGAUGAAUUUAUUCAUAAACUAUUUUAUGAAACCUCUCGAUUUGGCGCUUUCAACAACCAGUGGGUAGUAAAGGCCAGAAUCAACAGUAAUCAACGCGAUCCUACUCAAAGUUCAGAGCGAGACAUAACUUACCAACUGAUACUAAAGACAAAAACUACUUAUCCGCUACCAGUUUAUUACUUGAUCUUGAAAGGCCCGUUUGGCGAUAUGAAGGUCCAUCCGAGAAUUCACAGAUUCGAAUUCACCGAGCAAGAAAACGAGAGUCCAUAUUUUACGUUACCACUACCGGACACGGCGGAGUGCAAUAGACUUCUUGCAGCUAAAGCCAUCAGUUUUAGAUUAAUAAUGUUCCUGGCGUCUAAGUAGCUUACAACGAUGUAUCUAUUGUCAAGAUUUUGUCACAAAUGGAAUCGAUCUUCGAGAUCUUCUAGACGUAAUAACAAAUAAUAAUUAUAGAGAUCACAGAGGUUUAUAAUCGUUUACAGUAGCGAGAGAGAAAUAUUGAUCAUGGCAAUGAUAAUGAUGAUAAAAAGAGAAAAUGCUAAUAUCAC
Trachymyrmex septentrionalis is the source of this 2079-nucleotide messenger RNA. Its product is annotated as cysteine and histidine-rich protein 1 homolog. Gene Ontology annotation, cellular component: nucleus. The transcript has 7 exons. Lineage: Eukaryota; Metazoa; Arthropoda; Insecta; Hymenoptera; Formicidae. The coding region runs from base 791 to 1894 and encodes 367 amino acids. Gene Ontology annotation, molecular function: zinc ion binding. The record is from RefSeq and is a predicted model, not a curated record.